CCCUCCCAAUGUUUACCUGACCGCUCCUGUGUCCCCUCAAGGGCAGCACUCAGAACAGGACUGUGUCCCAUAAGUUACACCGCACAUCUACUAACCAGGGCUGGAUCCAGACCAAAGACUCACCCCUUGUUAGCGUUACCUGCUAACCUGGGAACAUGGCUAGUAUUAGCAGAAACACACUGCAAGUGAAUGAGCCUCGCCGCUAUGGCUCCACGUUGUCUUUAGAAGAGAAAUGUGAGCAGUCUUUUUUCCUCUUUUACUACUACAGGAUGGAGGAUGAGGCCGUGCUGGACAGAGGGGCCUCGUUACUCAAAAACUUAUGUGAUCAGGAAGAAGUUGAAGGUCACCACACUAUAUACAUCGGUGUGCAUGUGCCUAAGAGCUACCGGCGACGGAGACGUCAUCGCCGACGCACAAGUCACAAGGACAGAAAGGAGAAAGUGACUGAGAACGCUUCGGACAGGUCGGAUACAGAGAACAAUGAGGAGGCCAGCAACAGCAUCCUCAAACCACUCAUCUCACCUGCUGCUGAGCGCAUUCGAUUCAUUCUGGGAGAGGACGAUGACAGUCCAGCACCCCCUCAGCUCUUCACAGAGCUGGACGAGCUACUGUCUGUUGAUGGCCAGGAGAUGGAGUGGAAGGAAACUGCCAGGUGGAUCAAGUUUGAAGAGAAGGUGGAAAAAGGUGGGGAACGGUGGAGUAAACCACAUGUGGCCACUCUGUCCUUACAUAGUCUCUUUGAGCUUAGGACGUGUAUAGAGAAGGGCACCAUCAUGCUGGACUUAGAGGCCAACACACUGCCAGGGGUCGUUGAAAUGAUCACUGACAGUCAGAUUGAGAACGGUCUCUUGAAAGCUGACCUGAAAGAUAAGGUCAUGUACACCUUGCUGAGGAAGCAUCGCCACCAGACCAAGAAAUCCAAUCUUCGCUCCUUAGCUGACAUUGGCAAGACGGUCUCCAGCGCAAGUAGGCUGUUUUCCACCCCGGACAAUGCACGUAAUCCACUUGAGACUUCAGUGCCUUGUCUAAUGACUCGCAACUCAGAGGAGGUGUUGCGAGCCCCUGGAAGUCCAAGCAUGGGAUGGCCUAGUAGUCCAACCACCACACAUCGCAACUUGACAUCAAGCAGCCUGAGCGAUAUCUCAGACAAACCAGAGAAAGAUCAGCUGAAGAACAAGUUCAUGAAGAAACUGCCCAGAGAUGCUGAAGCUUCCAAUGUUCUCGUUGGAGAAGUGGACUUCCUGGACAGUCCUUUUGUGGCCUUUCUGAGGCUGCAGCAGGCUGUCAUGUUGGGGGCGCUGACUGAAGUGCCUGUGCCCACCAGAUUUCUGUUCAUUCUUCUUGGACCCAAAGGCAAAGCCAAGUCAUACCAUGAAAUUGGUAGAGCAAUUGCUACUCUGAUGUCCGAUGAGGUCUUCCAUGAAAUUGCGUACAAAGCCAAGGACAGACAAGAUCUCCUCGCUGGCAUCGACGAGUUCUUGGAUGAGGUCAUUGUCCUCCCUCCUGGAGAAUGGGACCCUGCCAUCAGGAUAGAGCCACCAAAAUCCCUGCCAUCCUCAGAUAAAAGAAAGAACAUGUAUGCUGGAGGGGACAGCACACAGAUGAAUGGAGACACGCCUCACAGCGGUGGACACGGGGGCGGGGGGCACGCAGUAGGCGAUGAGCUGAAGAAGACGGGGAAGUUUUGUGGAGGCCUUAUUCUUGAUAUCAAAAGAAAAGCUCCCUUUUUCUUCAGUGAUUUCUACGAUGGACUACACAUCCAGUCUUUGUCUGCCAUUCUUUUCAUCUACCUGGGAACAGUAACCAAUGCCAUCACAUUCGGAGGAUUGCUGGGUGACGCCACAGAGAACAUGCAGGGUGUGCUGGAGAGCUUUCUGGGCACAGCGGUGUCUGGAGCAGUGUUCUGUCUCCUGGCUGGGCAACCUCUGACAAUCCUCAGCAGUACGGGGCCAGUGCUGGUGUUUGAAAGGCUGCUCUUCAACUUCAGCAGGGAGCAUGACUUUGACUACCUAGAGUUCCGUCUUUGGAUCGGCCUAUGGUCGGCCUUCUUCUGUCUAGCCCUAGUGGCCACUGACGCCAGCUUCCUGGUGCAGUAUUUCACCCGAUUUACAGAAGAGGGCUUCUCCUCGCUCAUCAGCUUCAUCUUCAUCUAUGACGCCUUCAAGAAGAUGCUGAAGUUGGCUCAUUAUUACCCCAUCAACUCAGACUAUAAAAUCAAUUACGUCACGCAAUAUGACUGCAUGUGUAUGGCGCCCACUGAUGCCAAUUCUUCAGAUGUGUACACUGAUCCACUUGAUUCAACAUUUAUCUGGACUGUAAAUUACAGCGAUACACGCUUGAAUGCCAGCUGGUCCUCACUGUCAAAGAAGGAAUGCUUGAAAUACGGAGGGGAGCUAGUGGGCACAGCCUGUAACUUUGUGCCCGACAUCACCCUCAUGUCCUUCAUCCUUUUCUUUGGCACCUACACCUGCUCCAUGUGUCUGAAGAAAUUCAAGACCAGCCCGUACUUUCCUACUACUGUGAGAAAACUCAUAAGUGACUUUGCCAUUGUCCUGGCAAUUUUGAUCUUCUGUGGUGUUGAUGCUCUUGUUGGGGUCGAUACGCCAAAGCUCAUAGUGCCAAGUGAAUUUAAGCCAACAAGCCCAAACCGUGGCUGGUUUGUGCCACCUUUCGGAGGGAACCCCUGGUGGGUGUACCUGGCAGCAGCUCUGCCUGCCCUGCUGGUGACCAUCCUGCUCUUCAUGGAUCAGCAGAUCACCGCUGUCAUUGUCAAUCGCAAGGAGCACAAGCUGAAGAAAGGUGCAGGCUAUCAUCUGGAUCUCUUCUGGGUAGCUGUGCUGUUAGCAGUAUGCUCUUUUUUGGGUCUGCCCUGGUAUGUAGCUGCUACAGUUAUUUCCAUCGCCCACAUUGACAGCUUGAAAAUGGAGACAGAGACAUCCGCUCCUGGUGAACAGCCUAAAUUUUUGGGUGUCAGGGAACAGAGAGUCACUGGUGUCUUUGUCUUCAUCCUUACUGGUCUGUCUGUCUUCAUGUCUCCUAUCCUCAAGUUUAUACCCAUGCCAGUGCUGUAUGGAGUCUUCCUCUACAUGGGAGUGGCUUCACUCAACGGAGUUCAGUUUAUGGACCGACUCAAGCUGCUCCUCAUGCCUGCCAAACACCAACCAGACCUGAUCUACCUGCGGCAUGUGCCACUGAGGAAGGUCCAUCUCUUCACUUUCGUCCAGCUGCUUUGUCUGGCGCUCCUCUGGAUCCUCAAGUCCACUGUGGCUGCCAUCGUCUUUCCUGUUAUGAUCUUGGCUCUGGUUGCUGUGAGGAAGGCCUUGGACUAUGUCUUCUCCCAGCAUGACCUCAGUUUCCUGGAUGAUGUCAUACCCGAGAAGGAUAAGAAGAAGAAGGAAGAUGAGAAGAAAAAGAAAAAGAAGAAACAAGGGAGCAUAGACAGUGACAUGGAAGAUUCUGACUAUCCUUACAAUGAGAAUGUCCCCAGCAUUAAAAUCCCAAUGGACAUGAUGGAGCAGGAGCCUUUUUUAGGAGAUAAGGCCUCUGACAGAGAAAAGUCCCCUUCAUUCCUUGACCGAUAUGCGUCGUGCUGAAAAGCGCCACUACUUGCAGACCAGCCCGAUGUCAAGUUCAGAGACUGCCAUUAAAUGUGCCUCAGAUCAAAAUAGAUAUGGACCCAGAUGACAACAAUGGCUACUACUGGAGGAGUCGAGGGUCUGAGACGUCCAUAUAACUCCUCCAAACUGCUACAUAGAUUUUAUUAGCUCUUCCAAUUUGCAGAAAGCCAUUUGCCAAGGGAUCUUUUAUAAAGACUGUCCCUCAUCACGGAUCCUUUUUGUGAAGACUUGUCUCUCACUCACUUAAUCACUACGGUUUGCAAGUUGUAAUCCCUAAACUAUUAUGCAAUUCAGUUCAUUGUUUGACUUGUGUGUUGAGCUGUAGAGAAAUGCUGUAGCUGUUUUUACACUUUUUAAACUACUCUCUCCAUUAUUCAUCCAAUGCAAUAUAAGUCGUUCUACCAAAUUCACUUAACAUGACACUAUCUUUCCUUUUCCUUUAUUUUUUGCUGCUCUACCUCUGUUUUACAUGGUAGGCAUGAUGUAAAAAAAAAACCUUUUUCCAUUUUUUAUUUGCACAGCAUGAGAUCUUAAUGUAGAUUUUUUUUUAAUGUACAUCUUGAGCAGACUUUUCAACAAAUUACUUGUAUUAUGAUGAGAACAACUGUGACAAUAUAUUGUAAUAUUUAACUGUUGAUUAACUUUUUAAUGAUGGUUAAUGUUAUUGAUUGGCAUUGAACCUGCUAUUUUUCAUAUUGUUUCCUAUAAUAUGUGGUAUUAAAUCUAAUAUGUUUCCUUUAACAAUAUUUAUGCCUAAUUAUCCAGACACGUUCUAAAAAGCUUGAUUAAUUAAGAAAGCCUAAUAAUUCAUUUAGGGUUUCAAGUCUUGUUAGGCAUUUGCUUCAUCCACCUGGUUAUGGAAACCCUAAAAAGUCUACAUAUGUAAACCUACAUGUACUCCAGGGUCUGCUGUCCUGCAAAUGAUUUACCUAAGUGGCUUAAACCUGAAUUGCAAUAAUACAUGAAAUUCCUUUAGUUUUAAGAUUGUCUCAUGUAAUUCAGAUCACUUUUUUUUAUUUGUGCUUUAUUUACUUGAUGUCUAUAGCCACUGAAUGUCAUAUUGCAAGUUGUCAUUUGUAAAAAUGAGUCCGAAAAUGUCAACAAUGUGGUACAUGCAUUUGAAUGAUGACAUUAGUGCUGUCAUACAGUACAUGUCCUAAACGAUCUCUUUGAUCUUUCAAGAACUCAGUAUCUUUUGUUGAUUCCUGCUAAUUUGUCAUUAUUUUUUCUGUUCUCUCAAAAAAAAAAAAAAAAAUCAAUAGAUCUAUACAGGUAGCAUCCAUACUGUAUUUUCAAAAUCAACUGCUUUUAACCUUGUAUGUAAAAGAUUAUUAACUUAUAUUUUUGGGGGUACCUAAAGAUGAAAUAUAUGUGAAAGCAUGUCUGGGGAAAUUCUUGAACGUUUAAACAAUGCUAAAUAUUAAUUGUAGAGUGUGUAACAAAGAUAAAUUUUUAAUCAAGUUUUGUGAAUUUUUAGAACAAAACAGCUGAAA
Molecule: messenger RNA, 5110 nt
Organism: Sinocyclocheilus anshuiensis
Lineage: Eukaryota; Metazoa; Chordata; Actinopteri; Cypriniformes; Cyprinidae
Product: electrogenic sodium bicarbonate cotransporter 1-like
Exons: 26
Coding region: 156-3593 (1145 amino acids)
Biological process (GO): bicarbonate transport; transmembrane transport; monoatomic anion transport
Cellular component (GO): basolateral plasma membrane; plasma membrane
Molecular function (GO): solute:inorganic anion antiporter activity; monoatomic anion transmembrane transporter activity; sodium:bicarbonate symporter activity
Source: RefSeq, a predicted model, not a curated record